CAAAUCCCACUUAGCGGAGAUUUAUAUAUUUAAUUAUUUUAUUGAUUAUUCUCUGCACUUAUAUAGCGCAUUCGAACUCCACUUAGCGAAGACUCGAACUUUAAUCUGGGGUGACCGCUCUCACGCAGUUCACGCUUCUCUCUGACGCGUGACGCCUCAGACCGGUGACAAUUGGUGACAAUUUCUGACUUGAUUGAAUUUCAAUUAGAUUUAUGAAUUAAGUUUCCUGAAAAUUGUCAGCCUAAUUAUUUUACCGCAUGGAAAAUGGCUUUAAAUCUGAUCAAACAGAUCGCAGUGCUCGGACAACGUUCACUCGCAACAAAAAUCUUGUCGGCAAAAUUCUACACCGGAAGUCUAUAUGAGCCAGAUUAUUUAGAGACAGGAAAAUCAAAAUUUCCACUUCUACCUAUGAUAAAUGUACAAAUUAGGGGCUACGAUUAUCCUGUGCUCGAAUGUUACCAGUCCUUUGUACACAAGGUGGCAGAUAUCAUACAGAUUGACGUAGACAACGGCUGGCCAUUACCACCUCAAGAAUUCAAGAUUCAAAAGUAUAAAACUGGAACGACAGCAAUUGUAUCAGAGUACUCUCUUAAAGUUUAUGAAAGAAAUAUCCAAAUGUCAGAAGUAUCUUGCGUCAAAUGUUCAGUAUUAAUCAGGGUAUUGGAGGCAGCUUUACCACAAGGUGUUAGUCUGAAUGUAAAUAUUUACGAUCCCGUGGUAGAAGGGAAGCGAUAUAUACCAGACAAAGAAUUGAUCGACUUGAAAUCUACGUUAGAGACAUUAAAGAAUAAAACUUGAAUAUACAUUGUGUCGCAAUUAAUGUAGGAUUUAAGUGCAAAUAACAUUGUACAUAUGUAUACUGAUAUAAAAGUAUUUUUUUUUGCCAAGCAUGUAAAUUUAUAAAACAGUAUAAAAGCUUCAAAAAAUUAUACCCAUUGUUAUAUAUCAAAUUAAUUGGUGAAUAAGUGUCUUUUAACUUUUCCAAGAUAAUUAUACACAAUGUAUACAAAAAUUUUAUAAAAAUAUUUCAAUAAACUAUUUUAGUACAUUA
Molecule: messenger RNA, 1051 nt
Organism: Wasmannia auropunctata (little fire ant)
Lineage: Eukaryota; Metazoa; Arthropoda; Insecta; Hymenoptera; Formicidae
Gene: mRpL48
Exons: 4
Coding region: 265-798 (177 amino acids)
Cellular component (GO): mitochondrial ribosome
Source: RefSeq, a predicted model, not a curated record